Molecule: messenger RNA, 348 nt
Organism: Ogataea philodendri
Lineage: Eukaryota; Fungi; Ascomycota; Pichiomycetes; Pichiales; Pichiaceae
Exons: 2
Coding region: 1-348 (115 amino acids)
Biological process (GO): protein import into nucleus
Cellular component (GO): nuclear pore central transport channel
Source: RefSeq, a predicted model, not a curated record
AUGUCGGUGGACUUCAACGCUUUGGCUCAACAAUUCUGCAGCUUCUACUACGAUCAGUUCGACAAGGACAGAUCUCAGCUUGGAAACCUUUACUCUUCUCAGAUCCAGGGUGCUCGUAACAUCAUUGAGAAGCUUGUUGCUUUGGGAUUCAACAAGGUUGCCCACAGAAUCUCCACCUUGGAUGCCCAACCAGCCUCCGAAAACGGAGACGUCUUGGUCAUGGUUACCGGUGAAUUAUUGAUCGACGAGGAACAAAACUCUCAAAGAUACUCUCAGGUGUUCCACUUGAUUCCUGACGCAGGCUCUUACUACGUUUUGAACGACAUUUUCAGACUUAAUUAUGCUUAA